CGCCUACGCUGCAGGCGGAGAGCAACCGCCGAGCUCGGUGGGAGUCAAGAUAGAUACUGAGCCAAGAGAGGUCAGAUGAUUUCCCCAUAGCAACCAGGAAAUGCUGGGUCUAGAACCAAGUUCUCAAGUUUCCCAGGUUUUCACAUCCUUUUUAUGAGUUUCGCCAUCUAUAGCUUUUAUCAACAAUUGUGGUUUAAUCAAUUAGAAAUAUUAACCAGGAGAAAAUGUCAAAUCUAAAAAUGAAAGAGGCGGCCCUCAUCUAUCUUGACAGAAGUGGAGGCCUCCAAAAGUUUAUAGAUGAUUGCAAGUACUACAAUGAUUCAAAACAAAGCUAUGCUGUCUAUCGAUUCAAAAUUUUAAUAAAUCCCUCUGAUGUUGUUGAAUUAGAUGCUGAGCUUGGAAAUCACAUUUUACACCAACCUUUAAAAGCUGCUGAAGUCUUUCAAUCAGUCUGUUUUAUUGCUGUUAAGAUUCUCUCAUUAAUUGGACAAUUGCAGACUGAAACGCAAAUUAAUAUAGUGCUGAAAUUAACACAUUUACCUCCCCUGCCAAGUUAUGGUCUUGAUCUUUGUGAGUUUCCACUUGAUUAUACAUCUCAGAGAUUUUAUAUGAUGCAAGGAAUUGUGAUUGCUAUGACAACUGUAACCAAGUAUACACAAGGGGCAAGAUUUCUUUGUUCAGAUGAAGCAUGCCCUCUUUCAAAAGGAUUUCAGUAUAUAAGAGUGCAUGUGCCUGGUGCUACAGAAUCUGCAACGAUAAGAAAUGACUUUUUGUGUAAUCUAUGUGCAUCUUCACUUCAAGAAGACAGAAAAUUUAGAGUACUUGGUGAUAAACAAAUAGUUGAAAUAAUUGCCACAAAGGCACUUCGUGCUUUUCAAGGAUAUUCUAACAACCAGCCAUUUAGGUUUCAAUCACUUACAAUUUUCCUAAGAGAUGAAUCAGUGAAUAAAAUGAAUAUAGGAAAUGAAUAUAAAAUUAUUGGAAUUCCAACCUGUGUAAAAACCUCACAAACUGCUGUCUGUAUAGAAGCAAAUAGCAUAACUUUUUGUAAUUCAAAAGUUCCUUCAGGAAUUAGUGACAACUUCAGGUGUCUCCUCUCCUUAACUUCCAGCUCAUGCUGGAAGUUUACAGCAAUACUUGCCAAUAUCUUUGCAUCACAAAUUACCCCUCCUGGGACUUACAAUUUGCUCAAGCUCUGUUUGUUGAUGAGUCUAGUACAGACAACUGACCGUAACAAGGAACUGGAAGAUUGCCUGGAUAUUUUAAUUAUAACAAGUGAUACUCUACUCAUAGACAGGCUUCUGAAUUUUAGCAUAAACCUUGUCCCCCGUGGUAUACGUCAUCUAGUCUCUACUGAAAUUUUUCCCACUCUAUCCAGGAAUAAGUAUGGAACUGGAGCAGUUAGCAUUCAGGCUGGCAGUGCUUUGCUAGCUAAAGGUGGUAUCUGCUUUAUAGGAGACUUGGCUUCACACAAAAAAGAUAAACUUGAACAGCUUCAAACAGUUCUGGAGAGCAGAAGCAUCACAGUGUACAUCCCAGGAAAGAAGUUUGGGGAGGAUAUUGAUCAACAGAUGACUUUUCCAGUUCAGUGCAGUUUUUGGUCUUUUGUUGAUAUGGAUUCAUCUUCAAGGAGAAAUGCACAGAAAAUCAACACUCUAAUUGGUCAGAUGGAUUGCAGUUUGAUUCCAGCUAACCUUGUGGAGGCAUUUGGUUUAUUGAUUAACUGCAACGAGUCAUCUCCCUGCCACCCAUUUCUUCCUACUGUGCAACACACUUUGAACAAAGCCAUUAAUCCUGAAGGGCUGUUUUAUGCAGCUUCUAGACAGUUCACAACUGAAGAUUUUGAAAAGCUAUUGGCUUUUGCAAAGAAUUUGAAUGUAGAAUUCAGCUUGGAAGCAGAAAGAAUGACCCAUGGCUAUUAUCUAGCAAGUCGCAGAAUCAGAACAGGCUCUGUAUGUGGAUCAAAGCUGUCAGCAUCUGCAUUAAAAUAUCUCGUUUUCCUAUCUGAAGCCCAUGCACGACUGAACUUAAGGAACAAAGUGCUUAAAGAAGAUGUGCUGAUUGCAGCCUUACUAUUUGAAACAUCCCUCACAUUGAAAUACGACAGAGUCUUGCUAGGAGGGGAGGUUGCAGUGAGCCAAGAUCAUGCCACUGCACUCCAACCUGGGUGACAGAGGGAGACCCCGUCUCAAAACAAACAAACAAACAAAAAAACUUCUUGAAAUUUAAAGUGCUACCCCAGUGAGCACACCAAUGAUAAGAAAGCAAAACAGCCUUAUUGCUGAUAUGGAGAAAGCUUCAGUGGUGUGGAUAGAUCAAACCAACCACAACAUUCCCUUAAGCCAAAUCCUAAUCCAGAGCAAGGCCUUAACUCUCUUCAAUUUUAUGAAGCCUCAGAGAGGUAAGGCAGCUGCAGAAGAAAAGUCAAAAGCUACCGGAGGUUGGUUCAUGAGGCUCAGGGAAAGCUACCAUCUCUGUAACAUAAAAGUACAACAUGAAGCAGCAAGUGUUGAUGGAGAAGCUGCAGCAAGUUACCCAGAAAAUCUAGCUAAGAUCAUUGAUGAAGGUGGCUACACUAAACAACAGAUUUUCCAUAUAGACAAAACAGCCUUCUAUUGGAAGAAGAUGCCAUCUAGGACCUUCAUAGCUAGAAAGGAGACUUCAAUGCCUGGCUUCAGUGGUUCAAAGGACAGGCUGACUCCCUUGUUAGGAGCUAAUGCAGCUGCUGACUUUAAGUCAAAGCCAAUGUCCAUAUACCAGUCUGAAAAUUUUAGAGCCCUUAAGAAUUAUGCUAAUUAUGCUCUGCUUGUACUCUAGAAAGGGAACAACAAGGCCAGGAUGACAGCACUUCUGUUUACUACAUGGUUUAUUGAAUAUUUGAAGCCCACUGUGAAGAUCUACUGCUCAGAAAACAAGGAUUCCCAGGGCUGGGUGUGGUGGCUCAUGCCUGUAGUCUCAGCACUUUGGGAGGCCGAGGCGGGUGGAUCACAAGGUCAGGAGUUCAAGACCAGCCUGGCCAAGAUGAUGAAACCCUGUCUCUACUAAAAAUACAAAAAUUAGCUGGGUGUGGUGGCAGGUGCCUGUAAUCCCAGCUACUCAGGAGGCUGAGGCAGAGAACUGCUUGAACCUGGGAGGCGGGGGUUGCAGUGAGCCGAGAUUGUGCCAUUGCACUCCAGCCUGGGUGACUGGGCGAGACUCUGUCUCAAGAGAAAAAAAAAAAAGGAUUCCCUUCAAAAGAUUACUGCUCAUUGACAAUGCACCUGGCCUCCCAAGAGCUCUAACGAAGAUGUACAAGGACAUGCAUGUUGUUAUUAUGCCUGCUAACAUGCAUUCUGCAGCCCCUGGAUCAAGAAGUAAUUUCAACAUUCAAGACUUGUUAUUUUAGAAAUACAUUUCUUAAGUCCAUCACUGUCAUGAUUCCUCUGAUGGAGCUGGGCAAAGUCAUUGAAAACCUUCUGGAAAAGAUUUGCCAUUCUAGAUGUGAUUAAGAACAUUCAUGAUUUAUGGGAGGAGGUUAAAAUACCUACAUUAACAGGAGUUUGGAAGAAGUUGAUUCCAGCCCUCCUGGAUGACUUUGAGGGGUUCAAGACUUCAGUGGAGGAAGUAACUGCAAAUGUGGUGGCAACAGCAAGAGAACUAGAAUUAGAAGUGGAGCCUGAAGAUGUGACUUAAUUGCUAUAGACUGAUGAUCAAACAUGAACGGAUGAGAAGUUGCUUCUUAUGGAUGUAAAGAAAGUGGUUUCUUGAGAUGGAAUCUAUUCCUGGGGAAGAUUCUGUGAACAAUGUUGAAAUGACAACAAAGGAUUUAGAAUAGUCCAUAAACUUAGUUGAUAAAGCAGUGGCAGUGUUUGAGAGGGUUGCCUGCAAUUUUGAAAGAAGUUCCACUGUGGGUAAAUAUGCUAUCAAACAACAUCACCCUAAAACCCAUCAAUGAUAGACUGGAUAACAAAAAUGUGGCACAUAUACACCAUGGAAUAUUAUGCAGCCAUAAAAAAGAAUGAGUUCAUGUACUUUGCAGGGACAUGGAUGAAGCUGGAAAUCAUCAUUCUCACCAAACUAACACAAGAACAGAAAACCAAACACCACAUGUUCUCACUUAUAAGUGGGAGUUGAACAAUGAGAACACAUGGACACAGGGAGGGGAACAUCACACACCGGGGCCUGUUGGUGGGGAGAGCUAGCGGAGGGAUAGCAUUAAGAGAAAUACCUAAUGUAGGUGACGGGUUGAUGGGUGCAGCAAACCACCAUGGCACGUGUAUACCUAUGUUACAAACCUGCACGUUCUGCACAUGUACCCCAGAACUUAAAGUGUAAUAAAAAACAUAAAUAAAAUAAAAAUGACCAAAAAAAAAAAACCAACAUCACAUGCUACAAAGAAAUCUUUCAUGAAAGGAAGAGUCAAUUGAUGUAGCAAACUUCA
Messenger RNA from Gorilla gorilla gorilla (western lowland gorilla), 4420 nucleotides. It is a transcript of the gene MCMDC2, whose product is annotated as minichromosome maintenance domain containing 2. The record is from RefSeq and is a predicted model, not a curated record. Gene Ontology annotation, molecular function: ATP binding; single-stranded DNA helicase activity; DNA binding. Gene Ontology annotation, cellular component: nucleus. NCBI's taxonomy places the organism in Eukaryota, Metazoa, Chordata, Mammalia, Primates, Hominidae. Gene Ontology annotation, biological process: double-strand break repair via break-induced replication. The coding region runs from base 225 to 2171 and encodes 648 amino acids. The transcript has 16 exons.